Molecule: messenger RNA, 990 nt
Organism: Solanum tuberosum (potato)
Lineage: Eukaryota; Viridiplantae; Streptophyta; Magnoliopsida; Solanales; Solanaceae
Exons: 7
Coding region: 115-786 (223 amino acids)
Source: RefSeq, a predicted model, not a curated record
ACCUUUAUUCAAUUUUGACAACCAAAAUAAAAAGAAAAAGGAUUGCUCCAUCCGGUACUUGGUUUGGGACUUUGUUGUGGGCGAAUCAAUCGAAAUCUUAUAAGGAAUUCUGAAAUGGAUGAAUCCAACGAAGAACUGGAGCCGCUUUUUGAUUACAGACGUGUUCAGCCCUUCAAUACUCCCUUCAAUGUUGUCUGCCUUGACGAUGAUACUCCAGACUCGUCUCCAGUUAUCUCAAAGAAACGGAAAAUGAUCGAUUCUACUGCCGAAAAGAAAAAAGACAAAAAUGAAGCAGUUCAAAUAAUUGACUGCGAAGAAAAAGAAGAGGAUUGGCUGCCACCUUCCCCAAACAUUUCUGCUCAUACUAGUAGCCUUCUUGAAGAUUCAACUAUAAAGGAAAUUAGAUUAAAAAAGAAAGAGCUGGCAUCAUUUGCCCAAUCAGCAAAGGAUGAGCUGCGAGAUGUUGAAGAAUCUGUAAAAAGAGAUCUUAGUGCUUCGCUCCAUUCACUUCAAGAUAGUGUUGCUGAGAUGCCGUCAAAACCCUCAACUGACAGAGUUAAAAUGGUCAUUUCUAUCCAAGACAAGGAUGGAACGAAGCAAUUUCGCGUUUAUGCGGAUGAUAAAUUUGAGAGGCUGUUUAAGUCGUUCGCUGAUAAAGUCAAGCUUGAGUUGCAAAACUUGGUUUUCUGCUUUGACGGGGAUAAAAUUAAUCCAAAUGCAACUCCCAGUAGUCUCGGGAUGGAGGAUGAUGACAUCAUUGAAGUGCAUGAAAAACCAAGUUGUUGAGGUUUGAAGGCGUGGAUUUAUAACUCAAGACGCAAGCUUAAAAGACUGUACAAAUUGGUUCAUUUUUGUUGGAAUGUUAGACAAAUUACUUAUUUUUUUGGAAAAAGAUUAUGUAAACCUACUGAUGUAACAUCGUGGGAUGUGAAGUCUAUUUUGUACUGGAUUGCAAAUUUUAUAUAUGAAAGCAGCAUAUUACUAUUGAAA